AUGUCUUCCGCUGUCCGUAAACAGGCUCCCCGACCUGCCAAACCUAUAGGCCGCUACUGGCAGGGCAAAGCCCCCAAAGGCGCAUUAGAGGUCGAGUCCGAUUCCGAUGCAGGGGAGGAAGACAACGAUAACCAGGAGUUAGAAGAGGGCGAUGUGCCCAUUGGAGGGGACCAGGAUAUUGUUGGCGACGAUGAAGAACAGGAGGAAGAGAUGCAGCUGAAGAAGGCUGCAAGACCACAGAAGAUCAUGAAUGUCGCACUGAAGGAUGUCAGUAUAUCGAAUGAGGGGAAGGUUAUUGUUGCUGGUCGGGAAGAGAGUGGACGGACGCAGCUGGAAGAGGAGGAAGAGGAGGAGGAGUCUGACGCGGAGGCGAAACAGGAAGAAAGUGAGGAAGAUUCCAGCGAAGAGGAGAGCGAAUCCGAAGAAGAACAACCAAAAGUACAGUUCCGACCUGUAUUUGUGCCCAAGCGGGGGAGAGUCACAAUUGACGAACGUGAAACACUAAUCAACGACACGGAGGAAGCCCGCAAACGAAAGGAACUGGAAGCUGAAGAGCGUCGGAAACAGAGCCACGAUCUCGUCGCGGAGAGUAUAAGACGUGAACUCGCGGAAAAACAAAAGGAAGACGAAAUUCCCGAUGUUGAUGACACGGAUGGACUGGACCCCGCUGCUGAGUUCGAGGCAUGGCGGCUGCGCGAGUUGGGUCGCAUUAAGAAGGAGAAGGAAGAUGAGGUGCGCAGGGAGGAAGAACGCGAGGAGAUUGAGAGGCGGCGCGCAUUGCCAGAGGAACAGAGGUUGAAGGAAGAUUUAGAACGGGCGAAUAAAACUAGGGAGGAGAAACCCAAAGGCCAACAGAAAUUCUUGCAGAAGUACUGGCACAAGGGUGCUUUCCAUCAGGACGCCGAUAUUCUUAAGCGUCACGAUUACACGGAGGCUACUGAAUCUACUGUCGACGUAUCUGUGCUACCCCAGGUCAUGCAGGUGAAGAACUUUGGCAAGCGUGGGCGUACGAAGUACACCCAUUUGCUUGAUCAAGAUACCACUGCUGGAAAUGGGGGCUUUGGCGGUGCUGCGCCAGUGAAAGCAGGUGGUACCUCGUUGAAAGACGGCGGGGGUUGCUUUCUGUGCGGUGGUCCUCAUCUGAAGAAAGAUUGUCCGCAAAAUCAGAAUUUACCUCCUGGACGCAUACCUGCUGGGACUGGAGCUAACUCAGUAGCCACAGGGGCCCGGUCGUGGCGCGACCGAGAUAAACAUGAUCAACCACCACGAGGCGGACCUCCCCCCGAGAACCGAGAUAAUAACCGACGGGAUCGAGAAAGUGAUCGAAGCGGGCGUUAUGAUGAUCGAAAAUACGACCGAUACAACGACAGGGACCGCUCACGGUACGAUGAGAGAGAUCGAUAUUCACGUAGGCGGUCGCGCUCACGGUCGAGGACGAGAUCACGGUCACCUCCACCGAGGAGAAGGGGUCGGGAUGAUGAGUACGAUGCCCGGGAGCGUCCGUCGAGUAGACCAUCGGACUCUGACUACAGAGACAAACGGCGGCGGGUCGAGUAG
Messenger RNA from Pleurotus ostreatus (oyster mushroom), 1557 nucleotides. RefSeq lists its product as uncharacterized. Gene Ontology annotation, biological process: mRNA splicing, via spliceosome. The record is from RefSeq and is a predicted model, not a curated record. Lineage: Eukaryota; Fungi; Basidiomycota; Agaricomycetes; Agaricales; Pleurotaceae. The transcript is spliced from 7 exons. Gene Ontology annotation, cellular component: U2-type spliceosomal complex. Gene Ontology annotation, molecular function: RNA binding. Bases 1 to 1557 code for a protein of 518 amino acids.